AUGGCAGAUACGAUUUCCAAACUCCUGGCCAAAGUGGAAUCCCUGGAAGCAGAAGCCAAGGCGCAUUCCAAAACUACCGCCAACAUCCCACUAUCCUUGGCCGAAAUUGCCAAGGAAGUCAAGCAGCAAGACGACAAGAAGUACACGGUGGUGGUCGAAUUUGCUGCAGAAGGACAAGAUGAAGCCACCAACAACGCUACCGACAGAACGCUGGCCGAACAACUCGUGACUUCCGCGGGAUUAGACACAAGUGCGAUCCAGAAAGUUUGGAGACAUACCGGCAGCAGUUGGAAAGCUGGUCAGCGCCGCCCCCGCCCCUUGAAGAUCAACUUGGCCGAACCCAACAAGGCACAUGAUGUCAUCAAAGCGCUGCGAGCAGCCAAAAAUUGGUCCUGGCUGCCCCCAAAGGCCCAUGUCCGGCGUGACCUGACCCGAGCCGAACAAACCCAACUACACGAAGCACGACGAAAAUGCCACACCCUCAACACCGCCGCCAACGCCUCCAAAUACUUUGUUGAUGACCUUUUUGAUGUAAAAGAAAAAAAAAGCCCGCGUCCAUGGUCAACUGCUCAGGUGAGUGCGUCGGCUUAG
Molecule: messenger RNA, 591 nt
Organism: Bursaphelenchus xylophilus (pine wood nematode)
Lineage: Eukaryota; Metazoa; Nematoda; Chromadorea; Rhabditida; Aphelenchoididae
Source: the annotation of a GenBank genome assembly